Messenger RNA from Paramecium pentaurelia, 1897 nucleotides. The record is from the annotation of a GenBank genome assembly. Lineage: Eukaryota; Ciliophora; Oligohymenophorea; Peniculida; Parameciidae.
AUGACAACUAAAAAUAUUAAUUAGCUGAAACUGAAUGCUCUCACAUAACCUACAUACUAAAAUUUAAGAAUCUCGAGAAAUGCUGCUAAACAAUAAUUAACUUAUAAUGGAUAUAGUCCAAAAUUAAAAGGAAAAAGUCCAAACUGUUCUUAAUCAUAUAUUCCAACCUAAUUAUCCUAAAUAGGGUCACCACCUAAAGAAAAAUUGUCUUCCUUAAUCAAUAUAUCAUCAUCAGAAAGAAUUGCUUAUUCAUUUAAGAUACCAACCUUAAGAAUUAAAUCAAAAUGUUUUCUCAAGAAACAUUCUACAACCCGUUUGGGAAUGAGUUCAUAUGAAAUCAAUCUAUAAACAAAUCUCUAGUCUAUAUUUGUUUUCAAAGGAUCAAUUUAAGAUAUGAGUUAAUUUAAAGUCAUUCAAAUGUAAAGAACAGAAUUACAGACUAAAUAAUAAGAUAUUUAUCAAACAAGAUAAAAUCUAUUAUAAAAGAUGUAGAUAGGAUUAAAUGUUCCUAAAUUUUAUAAUUAAUUAUCUUUGGGCAACUAUGAGAUCAUUUAGUUUACAGAGGAAAUUCCAUUAAAUUGCAAUACAUUAAUAUUAAGUAAUACUGUAAAUAAGGACUUUUGGACAGUAAUCUUAAAUUAUCAUAAUUUGUAAUUCACUCUCGAUAAAUUUGUUAAACUUUUGACAAUUGUAAGUAAUAUCAAUGAUAUCAAUGAUCUUUAAAAAUUUAUAUUUGAUAAAGACAUAUUUUAUACUUAUAUGGAAAUUAAAGAGUUAGUUCCUGAUGAAACUCUAUUAACAAUGAAACGAAAUAGUGAGGCCAUGAAAGAAUAUUAUAAGAGUAUUCAUGUUUAUGACCAUCAAAAAUAAAAAUUAAUUGAUGAACCUGAACAUUAAUUAUAUUCAGAAAGAAUCAUUAAUUAAUCAGAAAUAGAAAAAGAGACUAUAAGAGAUUUUACUAUUGCUACUACAUAUCCAAAACCUUCUGAAUUUUAAUAAAUUUUAGAAAAAGAGGGAUAUUACAAUCCCAGUAAAAAGAGAACCUCUAGUAGAUGUAAGUAAUUAAUACUUUAUUAGAUCUUAAAUUACCAAAUUUUAAAACUUAAUAUAGUGAGAUAUUAAAAUAAUAAUCCAUCAAAUAAAAGAAUCAGUAUAAUUAUUUAUUGAUAACAGAAAUUAGUACACUAACAUCCCAGAUCAUAUUGCUAGAAAGCUUCCUCAUAUGACCAAUUAUAAUCUUCCUUUAUUAAUGUAAGAAACAGGAUUUGAUAGAUAAGAAAUUUAUGAGGUUUAUAGUAGGUAUAAAGCAUUGCUUAGUUAUGAAUGCUCUUAAAUACCAGGAUUAACUAAAUAAAGUAAUUUUAUUAUUUUUUAUGAAGUGAUACCAAAUGGAAUUUCAAGGGAAGCUUUUAAUGCUGGUUUAGAAGAAUUAUCAAUGGCACCUCCUGGAGUUGUUGAUCAGAUAUUUAAGUUUUUUGCUAAAUAAAAUACCUUGACUUUUGAAGGGUUUUUAAAAGCUAUUAAUUUAAUCAAGGCAAAAAGAAAUGACAAUAAAAUAGAAUUGAUAUUAAAAGUAUUAUAAUGUUAAAAUAUUAUAGUUAAUAGAUGAAAAUGAAAAUGGAUCUUUGUCUUAUGAUGAAAUUAAAAAAAGAUGCAUAUUUAUGAUGGAAGAAAUGUUAAAAGAUUCUACAGGAGAGUUAAGUGUACCAAAUAUGGUUGAAUAUGUUACAAGAUCAAUUUUUGAUGUGAUAUUUUAAAUGUAAUUAUAUAGGCAGUAAAGAUGAAUUAUGAUUAAGAAAUUCCGAUUGAGAGGAUACGAAAACUGAUAGAAAGUAAAACUCAUGAAGCUUAGGUGUUAAUUAUGAUGUGUUGUGGAGAUGUCGAUUAUUUAAAAUGA